Hypomesus transpacificus is the source of this 1488-nucleotide messenger RNA. RefSeq names its product ring finger protein 115b (gene rnf115b). Gene Ontology annotation, cellular component: cytoplasm; nucleoplasm. The record is from RefSeq and is a predicted model, not a curated record. Lineage: Eukaryota; Metazoa; Chordata; Actinopteri; Osmeriformes; Osmeridae. The transcript has 9 exons. Gene Ontology annotation, biological process: protein ubiquitination; ubiquitin-dependent protein catabolic process; positive regulation of DNA-templated transcription. Gene Ontology annotation, molecular function: ubiquitin protein ligase activity. The coding region runs from base 50 to 979 and encodes 309 amino acids.
UGUAAGCUCCGAUAGCGACGUCAGUGACACAGCGUUACACACGGUGAAGAUGGCGGAGGCUGCGGCGACACCAGAACAGCGCUUUUUCUGCCACUGCUGUAAAGGUGAAAUCAACCCAAAACUCCCGGAAUAUGUUUGCCCAAGGUGUGAUUCAGGCUUUAUUGAGGAGGUGACAGAAGACUUCAGUCUCCUGGAGAACAGCAAUGCAGAGCCCAGUGAAGAUGCAGGCACACUCUUCUCAGAGUUGUGGCAGCUGCUGUUCAUGGAACGCUCUGCUCUCCUGUCAGAACCCCCUGCCUCUGGCCCUGACUCUGACGUGGAGCCCAGCCCCAGCCCUGUCCCUGGGUCCACCGCCUCUAACUUGGUAGGGGAAGGCCUGGAGAGCAGAAUCCCAGGAGUCCCCUUUAGAGGCAGUGAGACCAUAGCACCAGAGCCUCCCUCUCCUCCCCUUGGUCAAGAGAGGAGACCAUCCAGGCCUGACCCAACACCAGCUGUGGAGGGGAUUGUGCAGCAGUUCUUAGCCGGUCUGUUUUCCAACAAUGGGAAUCCAGGCACCGCACCAGCCUCACUAACUAGUAUGUUACACUCCAACCCAGGGGACUAUGCCUGGGGUCAGGGGGGUCUAGAUGCUGUUAUCACAGAGUUGUUAGGUCAGUUUGAGAGCACAGGUCCCCCCCCUGCAGAGAAAGAGAUGAUCUCAUCCCUUCCAACAGUCAGCAUCUCUCGAGAACAGACAGACUGCAGAUUGGAGUGUCCAGUGUGUAGGGAAGAGUUCUCUGUGGAAGAGUCUGUCAGACAACUACCCUGCCUCCAUUAUUUUCACAGUGACUGUAUUGUGCCAUGGCUGGAACUGCAUGAUACCUGUCCGGUGUGUCGGAAAAGUCUUGACGGUGUUGACAACAGCGCAAAACCCACGUCAGAACCCCCUGAGGCUCUCUCCAUCAGAGCAGAACCACAGGAAGAGAGACAAGCCAUUUGAGAGACUAGUUGUGAACUUCUACCUCUCUGUUUUUUCUCCCACACACCUUCCUUCCACCCUUUUUCUGACUUCCCAUUAAAAUAACCAAUUUCUGUUUAUUUAUCACCUCCCUGAAAUCAUCCAGGACCCAGUUUUUCUUUUGGUUGCAGUGAAUCAAACAGCAACAAUAUUCUGAUAGUAGUAUAGUCAGUAUAUGGACAAAUAAACUCAGAUGCAGGCUCACUGACACGAUUUGGAUUGGUGUUCUCCCAUACUGCCUCAUAACUUGAGUUCCUAAAGAAUCUAUCCCUCGUGAAUCCGGUAUUUACACCCUUUAGGAAAUGGCAAAAUAUGAGGACAUAUAAACAAUUUAUAGUAACGAUUGGCGAAAAACCUUGUUUUGUACCAAGGCUCUUUUCCCUUUAGUCUGCUCCUGGACUUUUUGGUUUCCCCUUCUGAUCUCAUACAGGCCAGCCUAACAAUGAAUGUUGUCUCUUAAUUGGAAUCUGCUAUUAAAGUAUAAAUCUGUG